UUCGUUCUUAUGGAAUGAAAGGUCGCCAAGGUAAUCUUGCUGAGAAAAUUCUCCCACACAAUAAUAUGAAGGGUCAGCACGUUUAUAAGACUGUUUUACAGUCUGGUUUUAAUUUUGAACUGUUGUCAAAUGCCAAGCUCAACAAGGAUGACCUUAUCAAAAAGGUUAAGAAAAUUAUUCCUAACUAUUAUCUUAAGGAAAAUUGUGCAGAGGGUAUUGAACAUGGGCCAGAAGUAGAGGAAGAGGAUGUUUUGAGAAUUUAUAAUAAGGCCAAAUCUCUUUUCG
This is a messenger RNA of Dentiscutata erythropus, 285 nucleotides long. Lineage: Eukaryota; Fungi; Glomeromycota; Glomeromycetes; Diversisporales; Gigasporaceae. The record is from the annotation of a GenBank genome assembly.